AUCAUGUCAGUGAGAUUGUUAUUUUUAGUUGUGGUGGUAGAAGUAUAUUACAUGUGUUUCAUUAUAUUUUUCGAUUAACUAAUGAGCAGUAGCCACUUGUUCUUUGCAAUAAAGUGACCUAGAUAAAGUGUUUCAGGACAGCUAAUGUGUGUGUGUGUGUGUGUGUGUGUGUGUGUGUGUGUGUGUGUGUGUGUGUGUGUGUGUGUGUGUGUGUGUGUGUGUGUGUGUGUGUGUGUGUGUGUGUGUGUGUGUGUGUGUGUGUGUGUGUGUGUUGACAAGCCUGAAGGUUCGUCCAGCCGAACCAUCCUGAUCAGAGUUCCUCUCCAGACUGCUGGCCAGCGUGUCUGGCCUGAACGGCUCGCUUGCUGGCGCCUGUCCUGCGCGCUGCCGUGCUACGAUGUGACGAGCGUGUGCCACUGAGCCUCUCCUGUGCUUCUCUUUCAGUGUGUCCUGAAACUGAGGUCAUUAUGCUGAGUGGCUGAGGGGGAAUCGGCUUGGAUCACCGGCCGUCUUUCCGUUGGCCAGCCGUGACGCAUCAGUGCAGACAGUUGCCUUUGACGGAACUUCGCCGACUAGGAAUAGCGACGUGGGACAGUUGUAGGACGAGUUUACAUUCUCGAAGAAGGUCGGCUCAGAGAACUGCAGCAGACAGCGGACGGACGGACAGACACUCCGCCCCUGUUUCCUGUGUGGCCCCCUCUGUGCUGCAGAGGAGGGCUUCACACACACAGCUAGUGUGGCUGGAUGCAUCACACGGCGGAGCAGUUUGGUGGCCGUAGCUCACGGGACUCCUUUCCCCUGUCCGAGCUGAACCAUGGAUCAUGGGCACCUGUGGCCGGCCGCCACUGGGGGCCUCCCCCAAGGGGUCUCCCCCCUGUCAGUCAACCUCAGCUUCUUCAUCUGCCGUCAGGUCACCUGAGCGGGCCAAACCAUUCCAGUAAAUUCUUUAGCAGUGGGCGUCCUGGGGACAAGCUGGAGCCAUCGCCCCGAGCUUCGUGGGAGCCCGCCGGGCUGAUGGGUCCCGAUGUCGGACGGGGUUACCAGAACCCCAGCCGGCCACACCACGAGUACGGCCUGGCGGCCCGCCACAGCUCCUUGCUGAGGGUGAGGCGAUGCGGGGGGCUCGCCGGCAUGGAGCAAAAGUUUGGUGGUCCUCACCAGCCACCGGCUUCCCGAAACCCUGCUCCCUUGGGCAGCAUGUGGAGUCCACUAGCACAACAGUCCCGGCCGUUUCCAGGAAAGAUCAUAGGCGGCCAGCUGAAGCGACCCGCGCCCCCACUCGUGGAGCACUCCAUCAUCCAGCAUGCCCCCCCUCCACACCCACCCCCAAAUGAAGAAUGCCCCAGCCCAAGCAAGAGGAAGAGGAGUGGCAGCUCCGAGCAGGUGCCUCACCCAGGAGGGCAGCGCCCCCCCCUGCUGCCACUCUCACCUUCUCACUACCCUCCGCCCAAGCCAGCCUUCUGGAGCCCGUUGCACAAGGGCGGCACCCCCUGGCCUGUGCUGGACCGGAAGAGCACCCAAGGGGACUUCCAGGAAGUACCCAAACCACCGAUGGGGGGCUUUUCUUACAAAUUCCCCCCCAACACCCCCUUGCCAGUCUCCCCAUCGCCUCUUAGCUCUCCAGUCUAUAGCCAGGGCCAUGGGGGCCCUCCUCCGCCGCUGGGUCACGGUGUCCACUUUCCCCCUCCCUCUCCCUUGCCCCUUCUCCCGCUCAGCCGUGGCCUGCCCCACCCACGGGGCGCUGAAGGGAGUCAGGCACCCCAGGACAAAGAGAGGCUAGCACCGUCCCCAGCAAACUUCACCGGCGUGCCUUAUAGCCACCGCCAUCAUCAGCCGUCUCCUGGCAGUGGCCUUUCAGAAACUCAGCGCUGCCCCCCAGAGGCCUGGAGGCCACAUGGCCAGCAGCCUCUCCAUACUCAGCAGUCAGGUCAGUAUGGGACAGCGCCAGAAUCUCAGGGUACCCAGCACCAGAAUGGAGCCCAAGAAGCCAGGGGGCCCAGGGCCGGCCAGCACGCUGCCCCCUCCCGCACCCCUGUUAUCACCUCCAUCCCCUCCAGCCUGUCCACUUACAAGUCUCCAUGCCGAACCAGCCUCUACACGGGCAACGUGUCUGCUGUUUCUUCUGUGACCACAGCGCCCCCUGCUGUCUCCACUGUACCAAGCACUCACACUAGCUGGAGUGGGAAGGCCCCCGUGGGACUGGUCCGGCCUGAGCUGAAAGGAAACCCUCUCGACAAUGGCAGCUCCAGGGCUUCCGGAGGCUCCCACCGGCCGCAGCCUCUCUCCCAGGGGGCUAAGUCUUAUUUCAAGGAAGGGCCUGGCAUUGCUGUCUCGUCCUGCUCCUCUCCAGGCUCAAGGCUGGAGCUCCCUGGUGACAGGCUCUUGGGCGCUGUCUCCAACCCCGUGACUUCAGCCUCGGCUGCAGCCCCUGCCCUGUCUCGCCCCCCCCUCCUCAAAGCUGCCCCAGUGGCACCUCAGACCAUCGAGGAAGCCCUGGAUAAGCUGGACGCUGAACUGCAGGGCGUGGAGAAACGGCAGGAAUGGGAAGGGAUGAAGAAGAAGCGGAACGAGGAAGAGGAGCAGAAGAAAGUACAGGAGGGUCGGUGUCAGAUGCGCCCAGGGAGCUCGAUGGAGAGCCUUGGCCAGCUCCUGUCCAGCAGUCCCUUGGGACCCCUCCGAGCUAGCAGCAGCACCCCCUCACCCCCAACCUCCCAGCCCUCUGCUCCGUACCCCUGGCUGGGCCAGGCUGGAACCCCGCCACAGCCUCAGGGCCCAGCCGAGAGGCCCCGGCCCCCACCCCUCACCCCACAGACGGACUCCGCCCGCGAGAAGCAGAGGCAGAGGGCUGAGUGGGCGCGUGGGGCCUCCCAAAGUCCCCAGUCACAGACUCUCUCAGGGAUCGCCCGUCCCCCCGCCCUGGGUCUCCCCCCCUUGCCCACUCCACUCAUGCCCAGCCUAUCCAAAGACUCCCUCAAGGAGAUUUCGGGCAAAGAUUGCACAGCCUCUACCCUGCCGCAUCGAGACCCUCCCAAACUCCUGCAGGCCCCCACCUCGUGCGGUGGUCUAGGCAGUCUCGGGAAUGGUGCCGCCGACUCCGACAGCGCCCCCUUUGAGGAGGAAUCCCCAGAGCUCUCUACUAUCCUGCCCGAUGGCCUGGCCAACAUCAUGAAGAUGCUGGAUGAGUCCAUCAAGAAAGAAGAGGAGCAGUACUCAGGCUCUGACGUGCCGUCCUACUCUCCUCCAUCCCCCCUGCCCCGUUACCUGUGCGCCCCCCAACUUCUGCCUGCUACGAAGCCAAACCCAGGGGAGGAUUUCGGCCCAGCGGGACACACCAGCCCCCCAGUGCUAAGCAGGCAGGGUUCUCUGGCCUCCCCAUGCAGCCGCUCCUCCUCACUGUGUGAGGAUGAAGAGGAGGAGGUCCCUCCAUCUUCAAAGACUCUUCACUCGCCAGAUACCGGGACGGGACUGGCUACCCGCUACCGCUACAGUGACCUGGCCAAGCUGUACGGCCUCCCCGAGCCGGCUAAGGCAGAGGGCGACAAUGAGGAAGAGGAGGAGGAAGAAGAAGAUGAAGAGGAGGAUCAUUCUUGUUCCCCACCACCGCGGCGGCCUCAUCUCCACCAGACCGGCAUGAGUAGUACCUUGCUGGAUUCUGAUGUAGAACGUCAAAAGUAUACUUAUCGUGGAGGCCCCUUUGGCAGGCCCCCACCCAAUGCCCUCGGGGGUGUCAAGUACUCGUCUUCCCUCUCUCUUGGCCCAGACAUCUGCCAGCAGCAGCAGGAGAGCUCUCCCACUGCGGGCUCUGUGCAGCUUUCUGCUCAGCCAUGCCCUCACUCUGGACCACCCAGCCAGGAACCGGCUUGGAGCAAGGCUCAGAAGCGUGAAGAUGAUACCUUGGACACCUGGCAGAAGGAGCACAAGGACACUAAAGGAACGCUGGGGGUUUUCCGCAAAGAGGAGAAGGGCUUUUCAGCCCUGAGGGACCCCUCAAGGGCUGACCCUGAAGUUGGGCCACCGCGGUCAGAGAUGAAGCUCACCACCAUCUCUGAGUCCUCGCUGGCUGAACUGGGUCGCAGCUGUGAGGUCCUGCUGACUCGACAUGGUGUGCCAAGCCGGACCCUGGCAGAGAAGGAGAGUCGGAAGACUGGGAAGGAGCGAGACCGGGACAAGGAGAAGCGGAAGUAUGAUAGCAAGAAACACCAGCAGAGGAAAGAAAGGAAGAAGAAGCACAGGGAGAGGAAAGAUGAGAUGACCUCCUCAUCCUCCUCUUCCACCAUCUCCUCUAACUCCACUUCUAGCCGCAAGCAUAAGGAGGGCAAAUCGCACAGGGACAAAAAAGGCAGGGAAGUCCUAGGGAAUGUUGACCUCCAGAGCAAGGAGGUCCGGGAAAAAGUCAGGUCUGCAGAGUCUGAAGAGAGGAGGAAGAGGAAAGAGGAAGGGAGUGUGCAGGCUGAAGAGGGGGAGCAAGGCAGCUGGGCAUCUUCAGACUCCAGUGGUGCUGGAGUGAGCACGGCCAUGUCCAGCAGCACCACCAUAGGUAUGGGCCCAGCGGACUUACUGAAGCUGAAAGCGCUGUCCGAUGGCCCUCCCAAGGAGCUGAAGAUACGACUGAUCAAAGUGGAGAGUGGAGAUAGGGAGACCUUCAUCGCCUCCGAGGUUGAGGAGAAGAGAAUCCCGCUGUCAGAGAUCACGAUAAAGAACACUGCAGCCGAAGUGGUGCGAGCCUGCAAGGGGGCACGGAUUAAGGGCAAGUUCCGCGAGUCCUACCUCCUGCCAGCCUUCUCCGUAAAGCCCGUCCCGCCCAUGAACCACCCCAUCCCACGGGAGAAGCUCAACCCGCCCACGCCCAGCAUCUAUCUGGAGAGCAAGCGGGACGCCUUCUCCCCCGUGCUGCUGCAGUUCUGCACUGAUUCGAAGAACCCAAUCACCGUCAUCCGGGGCCUGGCCGGCUCACUCCGCCUCAGCUUGGGUCUUUUCUCCACCAAGUCUCUAGUGGAGGCCAACGCGGACCACGCCGUGGAGGUGCGCACCCAGGUGCAGCAGCCGGCCGACGAGAACUGGGACCCCAGCGGCUCUGCACAGACGUGGCCGUGCGAGAGCAGCCGCUCGCACACCACCAUCGCCAAGUACGCCCAGUAUCAGGCCUCAUCCUUCCAGGAGAGCCUGCAGGAGGAAAAGGGAAGUGAAGAGGAAGAUGAUGAGGAGGAAGAGGAGGAGAAGAAGACGAGCGUCCCGGAGCCCUUGUUCGCUGGCCCAAGCUCGGAACAGAAGCCAGUGGGCAAGAUCAUCAAAUUUGGCACCAACAUUGACCUGUCAGACCCCAAGCGCUGGAAGCCCCAGCUGCAAGAGCUGCUGAAGCUGCCGGCUUUCAUGCGCGUCUCGUCCAGCGGGAACAUGCUGAGUCACGUGGGCCACACUAUCCUGGGCAUGAACUCUGUGCAGCUCUACAUGAAAGUCCCAGGCAGCAGGACACCAGGCCACCAGGAGAACAAUAACUUCUGCUCUGUGAACAUCAACAUCGGCCCCGGUGACUGCGAGUGGUUCGCUGUGCAUGACAACUACUGGGAGGUUAUCAGUGACUUCUGUGAGAGGAAUGGAGUGGACUAUUUAACAGGCUCGUGGUGGCCAGUUCUGGAAGACCUUUACCGGGCCAACAUCCCAGUGUACCGCUUCAUUCAGCGCCCAGGGGACCUGGUGUGGAUCAAUGCGGGCACAGUGCACUGGGUCCAGGCUGUGGGCUGGUGCAACAACAUCGCCUGGAAUGUGGGGCCCCUCAACUCUUAUCAGUACCAGCUGGCUCUGGAGCGCUUUGAGUGGAAUGAGGUGAAGAAGGUCAAGUCCAUAGUGCCCAUGAUCCACGUGUCUUGGAACGUGGCCCGUACGGUCAAGAUCAGCGACCCCGACACGUACAAGAUGAUCAAACACUGCCUUCUGCAGUCCAUUAAGCACAUCCAGAUCCUGAGGGACCAGCUGGUGGCAGCCGGGAAAAAGAUCUCCUACCAGAGCCGCGUGAAGGAUGAACCUGCCUACUACUGCAAUGAGUGUGACGUGGAGGUUUUCGACCUGCUGUUCGUGACGAGUGAGAACGGCGGCAAGAAGAUGUACGUGGUGCACUGCGAGGACUGCGCACGUCUGCGCGGCCAGAAUCUCUCUGGCGUAGUGGUCCUGGAGCAGUAUCGCAUGGAGGAGCUGAUGGCAGCCUAUGACAGCUUUACCCUGGCUCCAUCCCCCAGCUCACGGUGAGGGGCUCCUCCUGUCUAACAGCCAUAACCAAAACUCCUGGUUGCCAGGACAACCCAAGCAGUCUUUUGAAUAUUGUUAUUUUCGUUUUGUUCUUUUGUUUUUGUUUACAUUUACUACUGCUAGUACUUGCUGAACAGCCAAUCGAACGCCCGUUUACUCAUUGUUUACAAUACCACAUCAGCCAAUUAAAAACUCCAGUUUACUGUCAUUUGCCCAGUCUACCUGCUGGCAGUUGGCUUUUAGUGGAACUCGCCUUGGUGCUGUAUUGGUUAGAAUGGGAAUCAUGACUCACUAAGGGAGUUUAUCUCAAUGGCAUGUUUUGUUUUUUUUUGUGUUAAAUCUGAAAUUUGUAAAUACUAUUUGUAUUUUUGUGGGUUUUGUUUUUUUUAUUUAUUCCAAUUUUUAAACUAGAAUCAGCCUAGCUCUAUACCACAUUGGCCUUGUGACUUGUAUUUAGAUGAAAGAUAAUGAAAAAUACUAAUAAUAGAGUAUGAACAUUUUUCUAAAGCAUUAAAAAAAACUGUUUGGAUGGUUCAAAACAUACGGGUUUUAAGACAACUGUUUCAUUUGUCCUUGAGAAUCUUGUUUGUAUUAAUUGUAGAAUUUUCACAUUUUUUUCCUGAAGAUUCUAAUGACACACCCUUGUAAGAUCCUGUCAGAACUUUCCCACUCUCUCUCUAUGUAUUAUAUUAUCAGUUGUUUGUUUUUAACUUGUUCAUUGUACUUCCCAUCCUGGGCUGUGUUCUGCUUCUGGAUUUUUAAUUGUAAAUCAUUUUUUUUUCGUAUUUAUGUUUUUUUUUUUUUGCUUUUCUAUUUAUUGGAAGUCAAUGUUCUCCCCCAUCUUAUUAGGUAUGUCAAAUUUUCAAAAGUUUUCUAUUCUAUUUCUAUUCUAAUAUUUUGAGACGGGGGUCUGUGGGAGGGUUUCCCCCCCUUAUGGUGCUCACCUCCCCUUCGCCCCCAUACUCACUAUAUAUAAAUGAUAUAUAUAAAUAAUCCUUCACCUUUUCUCCUAGAUGGUAGGGCACUGGGCUGCAGUAGACAACUAAUGUAAUGCUGUCUUUGAGGUGGAAAGCAAUUCUCCUUCUCCAGCAAGAGUCAUUGUAAUUAUGCUUAGGGACUUUAGUUGCGACGAGUGAACAGUUGGAAUCUGUUAUGGGAUAGAAGGUGCUAUGAUUUCUAAGACAUUUUUUUUUUUCUUUUUAAAAACAAAAAUCUAUUUUUUCUCUUGCAAUACACAGUUCUGCUCUUUGUGGUCAUUUAUUUAAACUGCACUGCUUUUGAGAAUUCACAUGUACACGCACGCCGGCACACACACACACACACACACACCAAACUGAGCCAACCAUAUCUAACACUUUGUGAACUUGUGUGAUUUUUAUGACUUAAUAAAUUCUUUUGAUAAA
Molecule: messenger RNA, 7646 nt
Organism: Brienomyrus brachyistius
Lineage: Eukaryota; Metazoa; Chordata; Actinopteri; Osteoglossiformes; Mormyridae
Gene: kdm6ba
Product: lysine (K)-specific demethylase 6B, a
Exons: 23
Coding region: 745-6243 (1832 amino acids)
Biological process (GO): regulation of gene expression; heart development
Cellular component (GO): MLL3/4 complex
Molecular function (GO): histone H3K27me2/H3K27me3 demethylase activity; RNA polymerase II cis-regulatory region sequence-specific DNA binding; chromatin DNA binding
Source: RefSeq, a predicted model, not a curated record